AUGAUACUUGAGGAGGUGUUCAAGGAUCUUAUAAAGAAGAAGAAGAAGAAGAAGAAGAAUGUUGUGUUGGUUGGGAUUCCAAUUGAUAGCCAGAGCAGAGAGCUGCUCGGCUGGGCUCUGGUGAAAGUCGCUGAACCCGGAGAUUGCGUCAUUGCAGUUCAUGUCUGUCGAAGUUCUGAUUUCGCCUCGAAAGCCAAGACGAUAUUGGAUGGAUACCUAGAGGGUUAUGAGGGGCUAUGUGAUAUGAAAAAGGUAGACCUCACCACUCAGGUCUUGACAGGAAGGUCAAUCCAAAAGGCUCUAGUUAGAGAGGCAAAGAACCAUGCUACUCUGGCCAUAGUUGUAGGCACAAGCAAGCCAAACGCUCUUGGGGGUUGGGAUUCUACGGCGAAAUUCUGUGCAAAGAAAUUGCCACCAACCACUGAUGUUGUGGGCAUCCACAAUGGGAAAAUUGUGUUCAGAAGGUGCACCAGUAAUCAACUACCAGGUUUCACAGGUGACCCAAGGCCAAGUCUUUCUCAGAUUGAAAAUCUCACUUCUAAAGGAAGCUCAUCUGAGUUUGGUGACUUUGAGGAAGAUACAGAAACUGUGAAAUCAUUUUCUGAUAUGGCUCAGAGCUCCCAAGAUGGUUCAAAGCAUAGUAGUGAAGACUUGAAGAACGAACACAAGAGAGUCCCUUGUAGAUCAACUUCACUUGGUGCAGGAGAGCAUGUGGUUAAGAGCCUUGGCUGGCCCCUACUCUGCAGAGCGACUUCUGCGAAUCCACAAUUCCCAGCCCCAAGAGACAUGUCUGUGGUGCAAUGGGUGAUGAGCUUACCGGACCGUUCUCCACAGCAGUCUCCUCAAUGUUCAACUAUCAAAGAAAAUCCUUUUGAAAGAGGUAUUAGUGACAUUGUUGAUGAGGUUAUCAAGGAUAGUUGUUCUGGUUUGGAUGAGCUACCAGAAAAGUUAAAGCGUCUCCUGGAAACAAACUCAUCUGGUUGCAGAUGGUUCAGUCAUGAUGUUCUGAAAACUUCCACUUCUCAAUUCUCCUCAGAAAAUCUUAUUGGGAAAGGAGGAUGCAACCUUGUGUUCAAGGGAACUCUUGCAGAUGGCAAGCAAGUGGCAGUAAAGCUUAUGAAGUCAUCCAAAGAAGCAUGGACGGAUUUUGCCCAUGAAGUUGAUAUCGUCUCCUCGUUGAAGCACGAACACAUUUUGCCUCUGCUUGGUUUCUGCAUUGAAGACAAUGUUCUAAUCUCUGUUUAUGAUUUCUUGCCUAAAGGAAGCUUAGAGGGAAAUUUACAUAGCAAGAACAUAGGCAAAUCCGUAUUGCCGUGGGAAGUCAGAUUUAAUGUUGCUGUUGGGAUUGCUGAAUCCCUCAAUUACCUGCACAACGAAUGUUCUCCACCGGUUAUUCACAGAGAUGUCAAGUCUUCAAACAUUCUUCUCACCAAAGAGUUUGUACCACAGUUAUCUGAUUUUGGCCUUGCAAUAUGGGGACCAACAACUACAUCUUUUCUGACUGAAUGUGAUGUGGUUGGAACAUUUGGUUAUCUUGCUCCUGAAUAUUUCAUGUAUGGAAAGAUCAGUGACAAGAUUGAUGUCUAUGCCUUUGGUGUGGUCCUGCUUGAAUUAUUAUCAGGAAGAAAACCAAUUGGCUCUGAGACUCCCAAGGAACAAGAAAGCUUGGUCAUGUGGGCAAAGCCUAAAAUAGAUAGAGGGGAUGUAAAAGACAUACUGGAUCCAAGUUUGGGUGGAAAGUUUGAUGAGGUUCAGGUGCUGAGAAUGGUUCAUGCAGCAAAACACUGCAUCACACGCUCAGCUCGGCUUCGUCCUAAAAUGAGUGCGAUUCUGAAGCUCUUGAAAGGGGAUUCAGAUGUUGAAAAGCGAGUGAACUCUCAAUCUUUUGAUCUGGAGGAUUCAGAAAUCCGGGACGAUAAUGAUGAUGAUGAAGUUUAUCCAAAUUCAUGUGCGGCGUCACAUUUGGGUCUCGCACUGCUUGAUGUCGAUGAUGAUACAACAUCAUUCAGUAGUGUGGAGCGGAGCAACAGCGUUUCUUGGGAAGAAUAUUUGAAAGGAAGGUGGAGCAGAUCAUCAAGCUUUGACUAG
Molecule: messenger RNA, 2088 nt
Organism: Prunus armeniaca (apricot)
Lineage: Eukaryota; Viridiplantae; Streptophyta; Magnoliopsida; Rosales; Rosaceae
Source: the annotation of a GenBank genome assembly